AGUAGCCGGAGCCCAAGCCCCAAAAGCUAAGCCAACAUGGACAAAUAAAACACCUGCGGCCCUUUCCUUGUCUUUCAUUCAUUGAUGAAAAUAAAACAUCUCUUCGUUCAAAGUGGGGGAACCUUGGCUAUUCGAUUCCAACUAAUAAAAGGGCUUUUCUAAAAUGAAAAAUGUGUUUUUGCUCAACGAACGUUUAAGUAUUAAACCAUAUACUCAAAAUUCGAAGAAGCGGUUGGCACUUGGCGGCCACUAGCAGGCGCAGAGUCUGACUCUGGAAUCUGGGCUCUGCUAUUUGAGUGAGGCAGUUAUGAAGAUGGUAACACUUGCUCGAAGGUUAUUGCCCCAAAACCCUACACCACUUCGGUCCUACUGUUCUUCGCCAUCCUCCUCUUCUCCCGCCAGUAACAAACUAUUCGUUGGAGGUCUCUCAUGGGCAGCAGACGAGCAAUCUUUGAAGGACGCUUUCUCUUUCUUCGGAGAGGUAACGGAAGUGAGGAUCAUGUAUGACAAAGACACUGGGAGAUCAAGAGGUUUUGGUUUUGUAUAUUUCUCAAAGGAUAAUGAUGCAAAGUGCGCCAAAGAUGCAAUGGAUGGAAAGGCAUUGUUAGGUCGGCCAUUGAGAAUAAGUCAUGCUCUUGAAAAGGUUCGUGGUGGACCUGUUGUAGUCCCUCGCAUGUCAAAUAUUGGUGAUGCUGAUGGUAGAAAUAAUUGAACGAAUUAAAGAUACUGUUUCUUUUGUAUUUGCUUCUUAUCUAGAUCUCAUGGUGAAGAGUUCCAAACUAUAUGUUAUAUUAACUAGAAAAAUAAGCGGUUAAGUUUUUUGUGUGUCCACUGCCCAUGUAAAAAACGAAUGAGCAAAAAUUCCUACCACAGAUACUAACAAAUAAAAUAAGAAUUUAAAAAUGAA
Molecule: messenger RNA, 907 nt
Organism: Macadamia integrifolia
Lineage: Eukaryota; Viridiplantae; Streptophyta; Magnoliopsida; Proteales; Proteaceae
Product: glycine-rich RNA-binding protein 4, mitochondrial
Exons: 4
Coding region: 308-712 (134 amino acids)
Molecular function (GO): RNA binding
Source: RefSeq, a predicted model, not a curated record